AUGUCAGAACACACGCAAAUACAUUCUCCUCCUCAGGAGAGGGACUCUUCUACCAAAAGCCCUGCUCCAACAUCAGUACAUUCCUUCCCAGGUCUCCCACAGAUUAUCUCCCAUCGCGGCUACAAGGGGAAAUUCCCCGAAAAUACCCUCGCCGCAGUCCAAGGCGCCGUUCAGGCCGGUACUCACGCACUAGAGAUUGAUCUGCACCUCUCUCGAGAUGGAGUACUCGUGCUCUCCCAUGACCCAACGCUACAGCGAUGCUAUGGAAUCAAGAAAAAGAUCGGGGAUUGCGACUGGGAAUACCUCAAGACCCUACGCACAUCACAAGCACCCUACGAGCCCAUGCCUAGGUUCGUCGAUAUCCUCGAAUUUCUCCGGCAACCGGGACAUGAGCACAUCUGGGCUUUACUUGAUAUCAAAGUAACCAACGACCCCGAAAUAAUAAUGUCCCGCAUCGCCCAAACCAUCGCCUCCACCCCCCUCCCACCCUCAUCACAACCCUGGCACAAACGCCUAAUCCUCGGCUGCUGGUCAGCCCACUACCUCCCCCUGCGCGACAAAUACCUGCCCACCCACGAAAUGACCCUAAUAACCUUCGACCUAAACUACGCCCGCCAAUACCUACACACCCCCAACAUAUCCUUCAACGUCAACCAGCGCAUCCUCAUGGGCCCAUUCGGGCGGGGCUUCCUCGACGAAGCGCGCGCCGCAAACGCAAAAGUGUAUUUGUGGACGGUUAAUGCGCCGAAUCUUAUGCGGUGGGGGAUUAGACGGGGUGUGGAGGGGAUUAUCACUGAUGAUCCUGCGUUGUAUAAGAGGGUUUGUGAGGUUUGGGAGCGGGAGAGGAAGGAUGGGGUGGUUUUUGAACCGGAGUUGCAGGUUGAUAGCUUGAGUGUUGGGCAGAGGGCGCAGAUUUGGAUGGUCGCUGUACUUGUUGUGUUGUUUGGGUGGGUGAUUCGACGGAAGUAUCUGCUGGGGGGUGAGAGGGUGAGGCUUGAGGAGAGGAAGGUUACUUAA
Penicillium subrubescens is the source of this 1017-nucleotide messenger RNA. RefSeq names its product glycerophosphodiester phosphodiesterase. The record is from RefSeq and is a predicted model, not a curated record. Gene Ontology annotation, biological process: lipid metabolic process. NCBI's taxonomy places the organism in Eukaryota, Fungi, Ascomycota, Eurotiomycetes, Eurotiales, Aspergillaceae. Bases 1 to 1017 code for a protein of 338 amino acids. Gene Ontology annotation, molecular function: phosphoric diester hydrolase activity. The transcript is spliced from 4 exons.